AUGCUUUGGCGAUAUCCCAUAAAAGACACCAUAUACCAACUGUGCAAGCAGAUUAUGCUUCCAGAGGGUGUUCUCAUCUCCCAUGACUUCGAUAAAGCUGUUCAGUAUGUGAAAAGCGCCAUCUACCAGCAAAGAUGUUACAAAGGCGUCAUUCCGAUGCUCAACACCAACGUGAACUUGGUAAUGAACACUUUUGCUGAUCCUCUACCGAUUGUGCGCCAAUCGUGGACGGAAUAUACUACCAAUCCAAGACGAGGAACUUUCAUUUUCAGUGUGGUGCCAUUGGUGUAUUCGCUUUCUAUCCUGUCAGUGAUCACUUGGUUCCUCACUAUCUUUGUCAUUACCAACUACACCAUAAGGCCGUCUGUGCUCUUGAAAUUUACAUCCAUCAUUUCAUCGCUAUAUAUGCUUAUAACAGUUGUUAAGUCCAUAGUUAUUCUCCACGGACAGCAACGCAGGGGUUUUUUGCACGGCUAUGCCCUACUAGACCAGAUCAACAGUCUGGUAUAUCUUAAUGUUAUUGACAUGAUUGUGACAUUUCUUUUACAAGUGAGUCAAGCACAAGUGUUGAUCCGCUUGUUUCUGCGACAAAGCGAUAAGCGAACUGUGUUUUUGGUUGGGCUUCUAUCGUCCAUAGCCUCGCAGACGUUAUGGAGCGUUAUGAAGUUCCAUAAAUUCAACAAAAAUGCAGAAAUGGAAAAGAUCUUACCGGCCUUGAUCUACUUGUUCCGCAUUGCCAUGAGUAUAAGUUACGCAGCAAUUUUCACAGCUUUUAUUCUCACAAAACUGAAAACCCUUAUGCUACAUCGUGAAAUGUGGGCCAUUUCUCUUCUCACGCUUGUUUUUAUAUAUGCGCCUGUGGCGUUUUUCAUUGCUGAUGUUUCCAAUACUUGGGUUUACGAAUUAUCCGAGGUGUUUUCUGUGGUGACCUAUGUCGUGUGUGUGGUGAUUCCCUGGGAAUGGUGUAAUCAGUACAAUGUUAUACGCAAGCAGCAGGAAAAAGAAGGAGUAUUGGGAAGAAAAUUCUAUGAAGAUGAACUUUAUGAGCUAGAUAAAUUUCAGCUUUUUGUUGAAGAGGAAGACUCAGACGUAAAUGAUGAAGAUGGGUCUCCGUCUCUUCAUCUGUCAACGAACAAUCAAUCAGGUCCCUCAAAUGGUUCUGAUGGUCCUGGAGAUAUUGUUCCAAAACCAGAAUCAAGGCUAAAAAAUUUCGUCAAUGGUCUAACUUCAGUUAAAGACAUGUUUGUUACCAUAACUGAUAACAUUAUAGCUACAGGUUUAGCUAUUCCAAGAUCGGUUAGUAUUGGAAGCAAUGGGAAUAAUACCAUUCCAACGACGCAUUUUGAUAUUCACACCCCAAGACACCGAUCUAGAAGUACUGGAAUAAGGAUUCCUCAGCCGGAAACUAACAGGAAUAAGAACGUCUUUGUGUAUUCAACUAGAGAUGUGGUCAUAAAUAUGGACGAUAAUCAAACAGAAAAUGAUGUAUAG
Clavispora lusitaniae ATCC 42720 is the source of this 1491-nucleotide messenger RNA. RefSeq names its product Rim21p (gene RIM21). Lineage: Eukaryota; Fungi; Ascomycota; Pichiomycetes; Serinales; Metschnikowiaceae. The record is from RefSeq and is a predicted model, not a curated record. Gene Ontology annotation, cellular component: plasma membrane. Gene Ontology annotation, biological process: cellular response to pH.